AUGGUCCUCGUCGAUUUACAGGUACGGGCCGAGGGCAUGGGUGCCACCCAUUCGCUGCCCUACAAGAUCGCCCUCAUUGCCAUAUGCUUCCUGGCUCUCGCUGUCUGGAACGCGUUUGAGGUCUUCGUCAGCAUCUUUCGUCGCUUUCGCAGGUAUACCGGUCUAUACUUCUACUCGCUCAUCGCCGCCUCGGUCGGUAUCCCGUUACACGCCCUGGGUUACUUUCUUCGCUUCUACGAUGUCUCCAAUUCGGUCCCGAUCCAAACUUUACUGGUCUGCGGAGGUGGCAUGCUCAUGAUCACUGGACAGAGCAUCGUCUUGUGGUCACGGCUUCAUUUGAUCAGUCCAGGAAGAAGAGACAGAUGGCUGUUGUGGAUGAUCAUUUGCGCCUGCUUCAUCGUCCAGGGUGGCGCGACAGUGUUAUUUACGGCGGCAGCUAUUCCGUCAUCGGCGCAGGGUUUUCUCAAUGUCUACCAGAUAUGGGAACCCUUUCAAGUCACUUGGUUCGCCUUCCAGGAAUCUCUCAUCAGCUGCAUCUACAUAUACAGAACCUCCGUCCUCAUACGCAGUUCGGCCAUCUUCCGCAGCAAGGACACGAAACGCAUCUUCAAUCACCUCAUGAUUGUCAACGCCAUCAUCAUCGCUUUCGACAUCACAAUCGUUUCCUUCCAGUUCGCGAACCUCUUCUACCUACAGACCAGCUGGAAAACCUUCGUCUACGCUGUCAAACUCCGGCUUGAGUUCGACAUUCUCCAGCAGCUCGUCGACUUCACGCAAGCGGGAUUCAUCGGUGGUGGCUCGAGGCCAGAUGACAUGUCGCUAGGGCCAGCAGAUGAGCGCAAUGAGACUACAAGCAGGGUAGAGGCAGCGCCUCCCCAACCGAGAUUCGGCAACUCUUCCUAUGCGCGCAUGAGCGAAGAUGGCGAAAUACCUGUUUUGCCUGUGGCGGACAUGAUGCGGAAGACCACGAAAGUGGAGGUCACGAUUGAAGACGAUGAUGCUUCAAGUAACAUGAGCACGAAAAAAUUACGAGGACACGAGGAGCCUGCUUAA
Plenodomus lingam JN3 is the source of this 1053-nucleotide messenger RNA. RefSeq lists its product as uncharacterized. NCBI's taxonomy places the organism in Eukaryota, Fungi, Ascomycota, Dothideomycetes, Pleosporales, Leptosphaeriaceae. The record is from RefSeq and is a predicted model, not a curated record.